AUGAGAGUUGCGUUGCAAAACGACCCAUCGGCUGCUGAAUUCUCGAGACAACUGCUAUCGCUUGGUAAUGGACACAUUCCGAUUGAUGUUUUGACUGGAUUAAUAUCGUUUCCGGCAAAUUUUUGUGAGUUCACAUCGUCGAAGGAAGAACUCAUUACAAAAGUGUUCCCAAACAUUGAUGUCAAUUAUAACAAUCAUGAUUGGAUGAGUGAAAGGGCAAUACUAGCAGAGAGGAAUAAGGACGUCGAUAGCUUGAAUUUUACAAUUCAGAUGGGAUCGAUCAUAAUUAUGUUGCGGAAUCUAAAUCCUCCUAAAUUGUGUAAUGGUACACGAUUGUCCGUCAAGAAACUGAUGAACAAUGUAAUACAAUCAACGAUCAUCAAGGGCAAUUUUAAAGGGGAGGAAGUCCUUAUCCCACGAAUUCCGAUCAUUCCAAGAGAUCUUCCAUUUCAGUUUAAGCGGAUUCAGUUUCCCCUGUACGUUGCCAGUUCGCGUGUUGGAAAACCGUCUUCGUUGUUUAUUUUUGCACCAGAAAACAAAACGAAAAACAUUGUUUAUCAAAAUGCAUUAUAUUGA
Macrosiphum euphorbiae (potato aphid) is the source of this 576-nucleotide messenger RNA. Lineage: Eukaryota; Metazoa; Arthropoda; Insecta; Hemiptera; Aphididae. The record is from the annotation of a GenBank genome assembly.